CUAUUCCUUAUCGCAAGUUCAAUCGCAUGUGUGGAGGCUUUCUCAGUGUGGAAUUUGCGACGUGCAGGAAAGUAGCUGUUGCAGGCGUUUCGGUUUGAUUUGCGAGCGCUCUUGGCUGGUUGACGCUGGCCGAACUUUGAGCGGUUCAAAAAAUUUUUUUGGGUCGAAUUCACACAGCUAGGGGCAUGCGGUAGGAGGUCAAAGGUGAUGUGGGUGGAAGCAGUCGCUUCGGCGAUGUUUAGAGUUUGGCUGUGUCUCGUGCCCGUCCUUCUGACGGUGGCUCCGGGACCAGCGGCACCGACCGGCCCAUCUGGAUCAGAAAAGAUAAACAUCACCGAAAUUUUAAACAGCUUCUUUGACAAAGGCUAUGACAAACGAGUUCGACCGAAUUAUGGAGGCCCCCCUGUAAACGUUGGUGUUACUAUGUAUAUUCUUAGUAUUAGUUCCGUCAAUGAAGUACAGAUGGAUUUCACCCUCGAUUUUUAUUUUCGUCAAUCCUGGAAAGACGAUAGACUGGCAUUCGUAGCUCGACCUGGCCUGGACAGUUUAACAGUCGGAGCAGAAGUAGCAGAUCUUAUUUGGGUGCCCGAUACUUUUUUUGCAAAUGAGAAAACGGCAUAUUUCCAUCAAGCUACUACGCCCAACACAUUUUUGAGAAUAAAUUCAGAAGGCGAAGUGUUCAGAAGUAUGCGAUUAACGGUUACAAACAGCUGUCCAAUGGAUCUGAGAUACUUUCCAAUGGAUCGGCAACAAUGCACAGUCGAAGUGGAGAGUUUUGGCUAUACUAUGAAAGAUAUAAGGUACUGGUGGCUGGAAGGUCCAAAAUCAGUUGGCAUGUCAAGCGAUGUUGAAUUACCGCAGUUUAAGGUCAUCGGACACCGACAACGGUCAAAGGAAGUGCCACUCACCACAGGAAACUACUCUCGUCUCAUCUGUGAAAUCCAAUUCAUUCGUAGCAUGGGCUACUACCUGAUCCAAAUCUACAUCCCAGCAGGACUCAUUGUCAUCAUCUCUUGGGUGUCUUUCUGGCUGCAUCGCAACGCCACUCCAGCCAGGGUGGCUCUUGGAGUGACCACUGUGCUCACCAUGACCACCCUUAUGUCCAGUACCAAUGCCGCCUUACCCAAGAUUUCCUACAUCAAGAGCAUCGAUGUUUAUCUGGGCACCUGCUUCGUGAUGGUGUUUGCCUCCCUCCUGGAGUAUGCAACCGUUGGCUAUUUGGGCAAGAGAAUCGCCAUGCGCAAGACUCGUACCCAACUGAUUGCCAAGAUUGCUGAGCAGCAUCGUCAGAGGUGUUUAGCCCACCAUGCAGCCACUUCUUCCGCCUCAACAGCCGAUGGCGGGACUGGUGAUGCUGCUGUGCUGGUUGCCGCCAACAAUGAGAUACCUAUGGUCAGAACGGCCGUUAGUACUCACCGGUACCGCUGCGACGGACUCAACCCUUCCUCAAACCAGGAAGUUCGUUUGAAGAUGGUUGAUCCAAAGUGCUACUCCUCCAAGACCUCCACCUUGGAGAAUCCCAUCAAUUUAAGUCAUGAAUACGACGCUGCAGCCUUUUACAAGAAUACGAAUAAGCUCUUUGGCGUCAGCCCCAGCGACAUUGACAAAUACUCCCGCGUCGUUUUCCCAGUGUGUUUUGUCUGUUUCAAUCUCAUGUACUGGAUCAUUUAUUUACAUAUCAGCGAUGUACUAGAUGAAGGCAUUGUGCCAUUGGGUAGUAAAUGACCCUUCUCGUGCAUGGUCUUUGGUUUUGGUCUUCUCACCAAGGACAGAUACCAGAGAAAACAUGAAGGUUCGCUUCUCCACGAACCUCUUAUUAGCACCAGGCUCUUAAUGUAUGUUGAAUGUGUGUGUGUGUUUGUUUUCUACGGGGAACUUCGCACUUUUAAUUUUGGUACCAGUCACCUCAUCACUGUCAUAUGUUGCAUCUAGUCUAGAUACCACAAGAGGAGGGAAAGAAUCUCUUUGAAUUUUAAACCAGAACAUAUACCCUAUGGAAAGACGACGGUAUUUUGUAGGAUCGACAACAAUUGCUUUAUUUUCAAGGCUUCUGGAAUUUUCUUUCGCGCCAACAUUACUAAUCGUUCGGCUAAUAAAAUGGAAUUAGCCCAAAGGAUGAACAUUUUCUAUCCCCUUAUCUUCAGUAUCCAGUGGAGAUCGUGAUAGUAUAUGUUACUUGUUUAUGUUCCAUUCAUAUCUCAUGUCAAUGUACAUCUAAUCUCGCGUACACACAGUAACAGCCCUACAAUACAAUCUCUUAUUUCUGGUUUCUCAUUCUUCAGAGCUUAUCAACAUAUUCAUUGUUAUUUCAAGGCAGAUUAAAUAAGGACUGCUAGAUUUUUGUCAGUUUUUGUCACUAAAUUUUGUUAUUUAGAUAAAUAUUUUGAGCAUUCAGAAAAAUAACUUUCUGUAACCCACGAACUUAAAAUCAGCCGCGAUUUUUAAGAAAUAGUUAUAUUUUACAAAAGAGAAAAAUGCGCUCAUAACAAGAAAAUAUUCGCAUAAUAAAUAUCUUAUAAUAGAGAUUAAAUUAAAUAAAUUGAUUCUUUAGGCCAUUAGAAACUAGGCAUUUUAUUUAUUUUCUUAGCUCAAAAUCCGCCACAUUAAAUUUUUCUGAGCUCUAAGCGAUCAAGUCCUAAGAUAAAAUAAGUUUAAUAGUUGAUAAGCAAACACAAUUCUUUUAGCUUUAUUCAUUUAAAAAAAUAAAUAAUUUUUUAGAAAAGUGUUAAG
Argiope bruennichi is the source of this 2730-nucleotide messenger RNA. Its product is annotated as gamma-aminobutyric acid receptor subunit beta-like. The record is from RefSeq and is a predicted model, not a curated record. The transcript has 8 exons. Lineage: Eukaryota; Metazoa; Arthropoda; Arachnida; Araneae; Araneidae. Bases 208 to 1725 code for a protein of 505 amino acids. Gene Ontology annotation, cellular component: synapse; membrane; neuron projection. Gene Ontology annotation, biological process: nervous system process; chloride transmembrane transport; signal transduction. Gene Ontology annotation, molecular function: chloride channel activity; neurotransmitter receptor activity; GABA-A receptor activity.